GGGCUUCUUCUGCGCGUCGCCGGGUGUGUGGCCGAGCCUGGCGAGCCGCGGCACCUUGUGCCGAGCAGUCAUCGCCACAGCCCGAGGCCGGGUCCCGAGGCAGGGACGACAAGGGGAGGCGACGGCGGCGGCGGCGGGAGCCCCACCGGGGGUCUGGGACUGGGAACUGCCACCGGCUUCGCGAUGCCAGGAUGGACAGAGUAGCCUAUGAUGCUCAUCCCCACCCAUCACUUCCGAGACAUUGAGCGGAAAGCGGAGUACCUCCAGCCGGAGAAGUGCAUGCCGCCGCCCUACCCACGGCCUGGGGGAGCCAUGUGGUUUAUCCGAGACGGCUGUGGCAUCGCCUGUGCCAUCGUCACCUGGUUUCUGGUCCUCUUUGCGGAGUUUGUGGUCCUCUUUGUCAUGCUGGUCCCAACCCGAGACUACGUGUACAGCAUCAUCAACGGAAUUGUGUUCAACCUGCUGGCCUUUUUGGCCCUGGCCUCACACUGCAGGGCGAUGCUCACGGACCCCGGAGCGGUGCCCAAGGGAAAUGCCACGAAGGAGUUCAUCGAGAGCUUGCAGCUGAAGCCCGGGCAGGUGGUGUACAAGUGUCCCAAGUGCUGCAGCAUCAAACCUGACCGCGCGCACCACUGCAGUGUUUGCAAGCGGUGCAUCCGCAAGAUGGACCACCACUGUCCAUGGGUCAACAACUGCGUGGGCGAGAACAACCAGAAGUACUUCGUCCUGUUUACAAUGUACAUAGCGCUCAUAUCCCUGCACGCCCUCAUCAUGGUGGGAUUCCACUUCCUGCACUGCUUCGAAGAAGACUGGACGAAGUGCAGCUCCUUCUCCCCGCCCACCACGGUGAUCCUUCUCAUCCUGCUGUGCUUCGAGGCGCUGCUUUUCCUCAUCUUCACCUCGGUGAUGUUUGGGACACAGGUGCACUCCAUCUGCACGGAUGAGACGGGCAUCGAGCGCCUGCAGCGCAAGGACCAGCCCCGGCAGCAGGCAUGCAGCUGGCAGCCGGUGAAGGAGACCUUCGGUGGAGACUUCUCCCUCAACUGGUGCAACCCCUUUUCCAAGCAGCCAGAGAUCCCCCUGGACAAGGACUUAGUACGGCAGGCCUCACAGUCAGAUGCAGAUAACGUGGAGGCCACUGGGGAGCCGCCGCCGGAGACCAGGAAGGAGGACUAUGUGGAGCCCAGUGCAGGACUGACAGCAGACACAGCUGCGACUUCUCCGAGUUCAUGCGACACCAGGGCUCAGAAAAGACAGCCACACAGCCUCACCAGCAGGGGACCCGCACCCCAAGGCCCAGGCUUCCUGGGGACACCAGCUCCCCUGGGGCCAUAGCCUCUGCUGGGCAUGAAAUAGGAGACCAGGCUGCACCCUGGCCCAUGGCCUGCCACACCACCCUUCAGGGGAGAGGGCCCCGCACCCACAGGCACAUACACUCACACUCAUACCACACGGUCACACACACAGGCAGGAAUCACCACAGCCCUGGACCCCAGGUCCUCCCCGAGGUAGCUGGAGCAGCCUGCAGCUGGCCACAGCCCCCACCACAGGGGACCCUGGAGGAUCUCAUCCAGGACCCCAGAUGCUGCCUCCCUCUGAGGGGCCAGCUGAGUGGGACCCACUGCAGGUCACCUGGUUCCCUGAGAGGGGUCAUGCACCCCAGAAAGAAGGGAAAACGGCCCUGCCCUGCACACAGCUGGAGCCAGGGGACAGGCCCUGGCUGCUGGAACCCCUCUCUGGCCUGUGUGCAGGGGUUCAGGUCCUGUGAUCUCCUGUGAUCUCUGUCCUGUGCCUCUGAGCCACUGCUAUGGCUGCCUUAGGCCCCUCUCUGCAUAAUUACUGUAGGGGACCCACUCCAUGCUCAGCGCCCCUGUCCAGCCCAUGUCCCCAGCAGGGGCUGGGGCAGGCCUGGAGGAGCUGGACCUCUGCGUCCAGGCCCCUCCCUACUCCAGGAGAAAGUGUGGGUCACUGCCUGGGACAUCACCUCAGGACCUCGAGAAAGGAAGGCGAUGGUGACCUUCAGAGGGUUCAGACCUCAUUCCGAGCCUCCCAGAAGCUCCCUGGCAGUGGUAAGCUCUCUGAGCUCCUCUGUCCCCUGGCGGCCCCCCAGAUCUGUGGUUACUUGCCCCCUGGCAAGGGCUACCCCUUCCUAACCCUGGCCCAGAGCAUGCCUGCUCUGCCUGUGACAGGGUGGGGGCUCUGUCCUCCCAAUCCACAGCACCUGAGUGUCCGUGAGCCCUUCGAGGAGCCGAGCUGGCUCCCGCCCAGCUUGGCAGCUAUGGGAAAGGUGUCUACUGGCUGUGGUGUCCUCAGUGCCCCUCACCCAGCAGCCCUGCAUGACUGGAUGCCAGCUGUGCCCUGAAAAGACCGCACACUGGGGAGAAGCAGUCCUUGGUGCCCAGAGAGGGCAGGGGUCCUGGUCACUGUCACUGGCGUCAACUCUGUGGGGAGUGCGGGCCAGGAUCGGAGGCCUGCACACAACCCUGGGUCCUGGGAAAUGUGCAGGACAGGGCUGCGUGGGCCAGCUGCAUUUCCACAGAAGUCACUCUGGAAAAGGAGACUAGGAAGAUGAUGCCCCCUCCCCAAGGUCACAGGGGAGUCCCCUGACUCAAGUCUCAUGCUCCCACUCGGGGGACACCGUGGCCUCCUUCCGCAGUGGCAGCUGCCACAUAACAUUCCACUGAGCCUCGCCUCUUUCCCGAAUAAAGAGAGCUACCUGCCUCUGCA
This is a messenger RNA of Cavia porcellus (domestic guinea pig), 2727 nucleotides long. It is a transcript of the gene Zdhhc3, whose product is annotated as zinc finger DHHC-type palmitoyltransferase 3. The record is from RefSeq and is a predicted model, not a curated record. NCBI's taxonomy places the organism in Eukaryota, Metazoa, Chordata, Mammalia, Rodentia, Caviidae. The transcript is spliced from 8 exons. The coding region runs from base 208 to 1335 and encodes 375 amino acids. Gene Ontology annotation, molecular function: palmitoyltransferase activity.